Molecule: messenger RNA, 3936 nt
Organism: Suncus etruscus (white-toothed pygmy shrew)
Lineage: Eukaryota; Metazoa; Chordata; Mammalia; Eulipotyphla; Soricidae
Gene: KCNQ2
Product: potassium voltage-gated channel subfamily Q member 2
Exons: 18
Coding region: 118-2820 (900 amino acids)
Biological process (GO): potassium ion transport; transmembrane transport
Cellular component (GO): membrane
Molecular function (GO): voltage-gated potassium channel activity
Source: RefSeq, a predicted model, not a curated record
CUGCCACUGCCUGAGCCAUGCGGCUCCGGCUCCGGCUCCGGGUUCCAGGCCUGGGGCCCGCGCUGAGCCGCCCGCGCUGAUCCACCCGCACCCCGCGCCCCGCGCCCCGACACCACCAUGGUGCAGAAGUCGCGCAACGGCGGCGUGUACCCCGGCCCGGGCGGGGAGAAGAAGCUCAAGGUGGGCUUCGUGGGGCUGGACCCCAGCGCGGCCGACUCCACCCGGGACGGCGCGCUGCUCAUCGCCGGCUCCGAGGCGCCCAAGCGGGGCAGCAUCCUCAGCAAGCCGCGGGCCGGGGGUGCGGGCGCGGGGAAGGCCCCCAAACGCAACGCCGUGUACCGCAGGCUGCAGAAUUUCCUCUACAACGUGCUGGAGCGGCCCCGCGGCUGGGCCUUCAUCUACCACGCCUACGUGUUCCUCCUGGUCUUCUCCUGCCUCGUGCUAUCUGUGUUUUCCACCAUCAAGGAGUACGAGAAGAGCUCUGAGGGAGCCCUCUACAUCCUGGAAAUCGUCACCAUCGUGGUGUUUGGCGUGGAGUACUUCGUGCGUAUCUGGGCUGCCGGCUGCUGCUGCCGCUACCGGGGCUGGAGGGGUCGACUCAAGUUUGCCCGCAAGCCCUUCUGUGUCAUAGACAUCAUGGUCCUCAUUGCCUCCAUCGCAGUGCUGGCCGCUGGCUCCCAGGGCAAUGUCUUUGCCACAUCGGCCCUCCGCAGCCUGCGCUUCCUCCAGAUCCUCCGAAUGAUUCGCAUGGACCGUCGCGGGGGUACCUGGAAGCUAUUGGGCUCGGUGGUGUAUGCACACAGCAAGGAGCUGGUUACUGCCUGGUAUAUUGGCUUCCUCUGCCUCAUCCUGGCCUCGUUCCUGGUGUAUCUGGCAGAGAAGGGUGAGAAUGACCAUUUUGACACCUAUGCUGAUGCGCUCUGGUGGGGCCUGAUCACACUGACCACCAUUGGCUAUGGAGACAAGUACCCGCAGACAUGGAAUGGGAGGCUUCUGGCUGCCACCUUCACCCUCAUAGGUGUCUCCUUCUUUGCAUUACCCGCGGGCAUCCUGGGCUCAGGCUUUGCCCUGAAGGUGCAGGAGCAGCAUCGGCAGAAGCACUUUGAGAAGAGACGGAACCCUGCAGCAGGCCUGAUUCAGUCUGCCUGGAGAUUCUAUGCUACGAACCUGUCACGCACUGAUUUGCACUCCACGUGGCAGUACUAUGAGCGUACGGUGACCGUGCCCAUGUACAGCUCGCAACCUCAAACCUACGGGGCGUCCAGACUGAUUCCUCCUCUGAACCAGCUGGAGCUGCUCAGGAACCUCAAGAGCAAAUCUGGACUCGCCUUCAGGAAGGAGCCGCAGCCAGAGCCCUCCCCAAGUCCAGGCAGGCCGUGCAGCGAGUCCCUGUGUGGAUGUUGCCCUGGACACUCUAGCCAGAAGGUCAGUUUGAAAGAUCGUGUCUUCUCCAGCCCCCGCGGUGUGGCCGCCAAGGGGAAGGGGUCCCCGCAGGCCCCGACCGUGCGGCGUUCGCCCAGCGCGGACCCCAGUCUGGAGGACAGUCCCAGCAAGGUGCCCAAGAGCUGGAGUUUCGGGGACCGCAGCCGGGCUCGCCAGGCCUUUCGUAUCAAAGGUGCAGCUUCUCGCCAGAACUCGGAAGAAGCCAGUCUUCCCGGGGAGGACAUCGUGGAUGACAGGAGCUGUAACUGCGAGUUUGUGACCGAAGACCUGACUCCGGGUCUCAAAGUCAGCAUCCGGGCCGUGUGUGUCAUGCGUUUCCUGGUGUCGAAGAGGAAAUUCAAGGAGAGCCUGCGGCCCUACGAUGUGAUGGAUGUGAUAGAGCAGUACUCGGCUGGACAUCUGGACAUGCUGGCCCGCAUCAAAAAUCUGCAAUCCAGGAUAGAUAUGAUUGUGGGUCCCCCACCCCCUUCAACUCCCCGGCACAAGAAGUACCCCACCAAAGGACCCACGGCCCCUCCGAGAGAGUCGCCUCAGUACUCUCCUAGAGUGGACCAGAUCGUGGGUCGAGGCCCAGCCCUCACAGACAAGGACCGCACUAAGGGCCCUGCCGAAGCGGAGCUGCCGGAAGACCCCAGCAUGAUGGGCCGUCUGGGCAAGGUGGAGAAGCAGGUCUUGUCCAUGGAGAAGAAGCUGGAUUUCCUGGUGAACAUUUACAUGCAGCGUACCGGCGUACCCCCCACGGAGACCGAGGCCUAUUUUGGGGCCAAGGAGCCAGAGCCGGCCCCCCCUUAUCACAGCCCGGAGGACAGCCGGGACCACGGCAGGAACGGCUGCAUUGUCAAGCUCGUGCGCUCCACCAGCUCGGGGGGCCAGAAGAACUUCUCAGCGCCGCCCGCCCAGUGCCCGCCCUCCACCUCGUGGCAGCACUGCCAUACCCGCUCGGGCCCUGGGGUCUCCCCCGUGGGUGACCCUGGCUCCCUAGUGCGGAUCCCACCCCCACCAGCCCACGAGCGAUCCCUGUCGGCCUACAGCGCGGGGGCGCGGGCCAGUGCUGAGUUCCCACGACACGAGGACUUGCCGACCAGCCGGGGCCCUGAGGCAGGCCUGCGGGGCAGUGACACGUCCAUCUCCAUCCCAUCCGUGGACCACGAAGAACUGGAACGUUCCUUCAGCGGCUUCAGCAUCUCCCAGUCCAAGGAGAACCUAGAUGCGCUGGCCAGCAACUACCCGGCUGUGGCCCCCUGCGCCAAGGUGCGCCCCUACAUCGCAGAGGGCGAGUCGGACACGGACUCGGACCUGUGCACGCCCUGUGGGCCCCCUCCUCGCUCUGCCACUGGGGACGGUCCCUUCGGGGAUGUGGGCUGGGCCCGGAAAUGAGGCGGUUUAUCCAGCUGUACAUGCAAGAGUUUCUGUGAGGACCAUUUGGGGCCCUUUUCUGGUUGACGAAGACAGGCCCCUGGGUGCAAAAUGGGCCCCUGUCUGCUGGGAAUCGGUGAAGCUCUCUCUUAGAGGGGGCUUCAGUGCCAGUACUGUGUGGCAGCCAGGUGGAGAGGUUGCUUCAGAUGGCAGAGGACUGGCCCCUUGAGGAGCAGGGCAGGGGUUUCUGUCUACAUUGGAGGCCACAGUCCUGAACUGGCCAUCUGGUCCUCCAUUCCUUUCCUGCUGGUGGUUGGGUAGAGCUUUAGGGCAGACUUCCAGCCUCCCACCCCUUGAUUCUUGGGACUGCCAAGUCCAGGGGAACCCUCAUAUCCCCCCCUUGCUCUUGGUGACAACCAUGUUCCACAGGAUUCUGAAAAGGAUUAGAUAGGACAUCUAGGAUGGCUUCCUUGGCCAUGUCCACAUCAUUAUGACAGCCAGGCCAGUAGAAUAGCAGUGGGGUUGGGGAACAUCUAGAGUGGGACCAUCUCCAGAGUCUGGAGGUCACUGUCCCGUGAAAUGUCUCUAUGACCCCCUACACCAACUUUCCACUGAGAACCAGGCUUUGCUCUGCCCUCCUGGGCCCCUGGCUGAGGGUUUCAGCCCGCACAGUGCAGAAGAAAAAGUUGGGGGCAAGGACAGGCAAGAACAGAUACAGACAUGUCUGUGAGGGGCCCAGCUGGACAGAGAGUGAGCCACAGUCCACAGUGUCCUCAGGAGGGACUGUCCUGGGUGCUGGGGGCAAGCUCAGAGCAGCUGUGGCUGGUCCCAGCCCUGGUGUUCAGGCACCUUUGGGAGUUGCCUCUACUGCCCUGGUCAGCUCCCUCCCUCCACCACCCCUUGCCAGCAGCUUGUCCAAAGGGUCCCCAGGGAGACAGGCCCACUCUUAUGGUUAGGAGCUGAGGGCCAUGUCCUGUACCCCUCAGUUUUUGGAGCCAGAUUCCUUCCAGCCAUGACAUGUGGUCAUUGCUGUGGCUCUACUAGUUACUCAGCGAAGUGGGGUCACUUAAGCACCCCAAGGGGAGGAGCAACAGCCACUGGAGGUCCUAGGCAGGGCACCCGGACCGAGGUCCUCCC